Molecule: messenger RNA, 1116 nt
Organism: Galleria mellonella (greater wax moth)
Lineage: Eukaryota; Metazoa; Arthropoda; Insecta; Lepidoptera; Pyralidae
Gene: IntS12
Product: integrator complex subunit 12
Exons: 2
Coding region: 171-896 (241 amino acids)
Biological process (GO): snRNA 3'-end processing
Cellular component (GO): integrator complex
Source: RefSeq, a predicted model, not a curated record
GUGUCAGUGCCAACUUCAAACAGUUUUUUUUCAAUAUUCUCGAUCUCAUUUGUAUUUGCUUGCAUUUUUAUCUUGUUAAUAAUUUUUUCCCACCCUUUUUAAGUACUCUUCAGUAAGCUGAUGUAAUUUAAUUAUUGAAGAUUUUCGUCAGUUGCUUGUAUUUACUCAAAAUGUCUUCAAUUGAUUUUGAUCCAGCAAUAAAACUUUGUUUAAAGUACUUGCAUUCGAGCUCUCCAGAUUCUACAGAACAGUUAAGGUUGACUCUUGAUGAUUACAUUCGACAAACAUAUGGUAGCGCCAAAACUUUAGGCAAUGUGCUACCUAAAAAAUACUUGAAUGAAGAGAAAUUGGAAUCCACCAGGUCAAAGCAUAAGAGUGAGAAGAGCGCCAGUAGUAAAACUAUACCGAUCCCGCAACAAAGUCCACAGCAGAUUCAAAUACCUGAGCGGGAGAAUGAUGAUGGCUCUGUAAUGGAUGGAGAAUUGGCCUUUGAUCUUUUGGAGGAAGAUUUAACUUGUGUUGUUUGCAGGCAAAUAGCUGUGCAGGCUGGAAAUCGCUUAGUAGAAUGUGAUGCGUGCCAUGCUUUGUACCAUCAGGAUUGUCACAAACCUGUUAUUAGUGAUAAUGAUAUGGGGUCUGGAUGGCAAUGUGCUUCAUGUCUUUCAUCGCAAGGUUUCACAGUUGGAUUUUCUAGUAAGACAUCAUCAGGCUCUAAAUCACCAACACGACUGUCAGACUCUACGACACCUGUCAAAAUAUCAUCAUCAAGUUCGUCAUCCUCUUCACCAUCUAAAGUGGUCACACCUAGCAUUAAUAUUAUAUCAGCAGACAAACGAUUGCAAAUUAUGAAAAAGAAAGCAGCUAAACAGCAUGAAAAGAAGAAAAGCUCAAAAUAAAUGAGCUCAUAUUUAAUUUUAAGGAAUAAUUUUUUGAUGAAUUUUAAGUUUGUUAUAGUAAUAACCAAUAAUAAUAGGUACAAUUUUUUUUGUGUUUCCUUAUUUGCAGUUUAUGAGAGUAUAUAGCAGUAGUUUCUCAUCUUGCUUUCUGUGUUGCAGUUAAUUUUUUUCUAAAUGUAAUGUUCGUUUUUAUAGUAAUAAAAUAUGUUGUGCAAAGUAA